AUGUCUCAACAAGAAAAUUCAAAGCCUGAAGAACAAAUGAUCAAAGAUGAUAAUGCAUUAAAAAAGAAAAGCACUACAGGUGCACCCAAAAGACAAAAGAUUGUCAAGGCUUGUAAAGACUGUCGAAGAAGAAAGGUCAAAUGUGAUGGUGGAUCACCUUGCAGUACUUGCAGAAGAUCAUCUAUUCAAUGUGUAUUUGAGACAACUUCACCUAAACGAGGCGCAACAAAGCAUUAUAUUGAGUCACUAGAGAACCGCAUCCAUGUGAUCGAAAGGGCCUUAAACUCACUCGGGGCCCAACAAUGCAACUAG
This is a messenger RNA of Gilbertella persicaria, 312 nucleotides long. RefSeq lists its product as uncharacterized. Lineage: Eukaryota; Fungi; Mucoromycota; Mucoromycetes; Mucorales; Choanephoraceae. Bases 1 to 312 code for a protein of 103 amino acids. The transcript has 2 exons. The record is from RefSeq and is a predicted model, not a curated record. Gene Ontology annotation, molecular function: DNA-binding transcription factor activity, RNA polymerase II-specific; zinc ion binding. Gene Ontology annotation, biological process: regulation of DNA-templated transcription.